CAUCGAGCAUGGUUGGAGAAAAUUGGCCAUUUUGAUGAGCCAAGGGUUAGGCUUGAUUAAUAUUUGUCACUUUGGAGAAGCUAGUCCAUUCCAUUUCUGUCACGUUAGAUACAAUUACAAUAUGUUAUAUAUUAAUUAUGACUGUUCCAACAUUUAGCAUUAUUACAAUCUAAGGAAACUUGUAACUAGCGACAAUUCGGUUCACCAACCCGUUUGUUCGCCAACUGUUUGUUUCGUUUUUGUUGGUCAUUUUUUUCUGAAUUCAUUCUCACAGUUGAAUCCCCAGUCAAACAAAACCUUUAAACUGGCAACUGGUGGAGGCACAGUUCAUAAUUCUCUCAUACAUAUAUGCAUACCAUCUGUUCCCUUUAAUUGUGGGGUCACCCUUACUCCAAGCGCCAACCAACCGUAAUUCUUUCAUUCAUCCACACUACGUAUUACUUAAACAAUGUCAUACUGUGAAUCGCCCAAACUCACCAACCACGACCACUCUCUGAACUCUCAGCUUCUCACUUUCUCUCUUUAUUCCCUCACAUUGUAGAUUGGUUUGCUUCAUUUUGAUGGCUCUUAAGACUGUAUCCAUCGGGGCUUGUUCCAAACCUCCUCCUCAAUUGGGUGCUGCCAAUUCUCUGAUUGGGAAUCUAAGAUAUGAUUUUGACAAAUGCCGCAGAUGGGAAUGUUGUUGUUUGGGAGUUUUACCUCAGAAAGCUACCACUGCUGUUGAAGAUGAGAGGCCCAGGGUUGUCCCCCCUUCAGUUCACCCUUCUGGUGCUGCUGAUGGCCUUCUCCAAAAUGAGUCAAAGGGGUUUCACAAGGACAUAAACCUCCUUCCUAAGCCAUUAACCCUAACUGACAUUUCCUCUUCUCAAAAGGAUGGAUCAAUGGUGCGCGUGGCUUAUCAGGGAAUUCCAGGGGCGUAUAGUGAGGAUGCAGCUUUGAAAGCGUAUCCAAAAUGUGAGACUGUGCCAUGUGACAAUUUUGAAGCUGCAUUUAAGGCAGUUGAAUUGUGGUUAGUGGAUAAAGCUGUUCUACCCAUUGAAAAUUCUGUUGGUGGAAGCAUCCACCGCAAUUAUGACUUACUCCUUCGCCAUAGGCUGCACAUUGUUGGGGAGGUGCAGAUGCGUGUUAACCACUGCCUUUUGGGAUUGCAUGGUGUGAAAAAGGAGGAGCUCAAAGCUGUUGUCAGUCAUCCCCAGGCUUUAGCUCAAUGUGAGAUACUCCUUAGCGAUUUAGGUGUUCUCAAGAUUGGUGCACGUGAUACUGCUACUGCUGCUGAGACAGUGGCCUCAAAAUGUGCAAGAGAUAUUGGAGCUAUUGCAAGUUCCCGAGCUGGAAAAGUGUAUGGGCUUGACAUUCUUGCAGAAAGAAUUCAGGAUGAAGAUGAGAAUAUUACUCGUUUCUUGAUCCUUGCAAGGGAGCCUAGAAUUCCAGGAACUGACAGGCCCUAUAAGACUAGCAUUGUUUUCAGUCUAAAAGAAGGUCCUGGUGUACUGUUCAAAGCCUUGGCAGUUUUUGCUAUGAGAAAUAUUAAUUUGUCAAAGAUAGAGAGUCGUCCACUGAAGCAGCGCCCGGUAAGGGUUGUGAAUGAUUUAAAUGAAGGGACUGCUAAGUACUUUGACUACCUUUUCUACAUUGAUAUUGAAGCUUCUAUGGCAGAACCUCGUGCACAAAAUGCUUUAGGACAGUUGCAGGAAUUUGCUAGAUUUCUUCGAAUUCUUGGUUGUUAUGCUAUAGAUACAGAACUAUAAAGUGUUAGUGCCUUAACUAGGAGCAACAGUCAAUGCUGUUCAUUUUGCUGAUAACAUAAGCAGCUACUACCAGAUGUUCAUCUUCAAUCAGUAACAUGGGGAGAAAGUAUCCUUUAAAUGCAUUGCCCCACUCACCUCUUUCAAAAUUCUUUUCAUCUCCUAAGGAGGUGCUGUGGAGUAUCAUCAUAGUUUUGACAGCGACGUGAAUGCUGCUACGGGCAUCGUCAUUGUGUAAUUUCUUUCUCUUAGAUUUUAGACCCUUUAUAAUAAAAGGAAUUGCGAUGCAAACUUAAUGACCAAGGUAUAUAAAUAACGACUCUAUUGAAUUAUAGCAAAUAUAUGAGUGGCUUGCCACCAAAAAUUUUCUUCCA
This is a messenger RNA of Cajanus cajan (pigeon pea), 2119 nucleotides long. Lineage: Eukaryota; Viridiplantae; Streptophyta; Magnoliopsida; Fabales; Fabaceae. The record is from RefSeq and is a predicted model, not a curated record.